AUGACAUGCUUAUUAAACUUGGACUGGGAAAGGGGUUGGAUGUGCACUCAGAUAUUUGAAGGCCAUUCACAUUAUGUUAUGCAAAUUUGGAACAUUCGUUCUCUUGACCCAAACUACACUUUGGAAGCCCAUUCAAAGGGAGUGAAUUGUGUAGAUUAUUUCACUCAUGGGGAUAAGCCUUAUUUGAUCACCGAUUCAGAUGAUCAAACAACUAAGGUAUGGGACUACCAAACAAAGAGUUGUGUGCAGACGCUUGAGGGGCACACCCUCAAUAUUUAUGCAUUCUGCUUCCAUCCUGAGCUUCCCAUUAUAUUCACUGCUUCCGAGGAUGGGACGGUGAGAAUAUGGCAAGCCACCACUUACAGGCUUGAAACUACUCUGAAUUAUGGACUCGAAAGAGCUUGGACCAUUGAGUAUAUGAAAGGGUUGCGCAGGAUUGUGAUUGGUUAUGAUGAAGGAUCUGUCAUGAUCAAGAUUGGUAGAGAAAUACCAGUGGCCAACAUGUUUAGUUAUGGAAAAGUUAUUUGGGCCAAGCAUAAUGAAAUACUUACAGUGAAUAUAAAAUGUGUCUGA
Molecule: messenger RNA, 573 nt
Organism: Linum trigynum
Lineage: Eukaryota; Viridiplantae; Streptophyta; Magnoliopsida; Malpighiales; Linaceae
Source: the annotation of a GenBank genome assembly